UUUGUAUAUGAAGAACACACCAAUGUCAACUGGAAUAGCUACCCGAGCAAGUCAGAGAGAGGAAGGACAGUUUUGCCUAACUUAUUUGUUCAGCUUUUGUUGUGAUAUAUUAAAUUCACAAUGGGGGACAAUGAAGAAGUGGAACCCAUGGACACAUCAGAAACCCCAUUGUUUUGGUAUUACCUGGGAGACUGUGGAAGGUGGCACAGAUUUGAGAAUCACCCUGAUAACCCGCUUAGAAGUGAGGAUAUGGAAAAAUAUUUUGGAAGAGACUCAAAAGGGGUGUUUAAAGGAUUGUCAUCCGAUCAUCACAUCAAGAUUGAUUUCUCAGCAAUGAUACGGACUGAUGUCGCCACAGGAAGGCAAAUACGUGUCCAACGGGGCUACAACAUUGAAAGAGGGUAAAGGAGAUUUCAAACACAUUAGAAUAAAAGAUUUACACUCACAACAGUGAGUCAGUCAUAGAUAUGUCAGUUUAGUUUCUUGAGUAAUG
Molecule: messenger RNA, 493 nt
Organism: Anarrhichthys ocellatus (wolf-eel)
Lineage: Eukaryota; Metazoa; Chordata; Actinopteri; Perciformes; Anarhichadidae
Product: protein mono-ADP-ribosyltransferase PARP11-like
Exons: 3
Coding region: 121-405 (94 amino acids)
Source: RefSeq, a predicted model, not a curated record